AUGCUAGCGAACAAAAAAAUGAGGUAAUUCAUAUUAGGUAGGUAUAUGUAUAAUCUCAAAAAGUUAAAAUUGGAUGGAGUUGCUUUAUAACUUUACCGGCCUCUCAGACGAGGUAUCUGUGUACUGCACCAAAAUUAUCUCGUCGAGGUACUUAUGCACUUAACCUCUAAGGCAGAUAAGGUUGUGGGGAGGAUCUGAACUACACAGUGUGUGGCAAAAUUCACUCGACUCGACACUUACACAACAAAAUACUUAUUCCUAAAAAUAUCGCCAAUACAAACCAUUGUUGUAUCAAUCUUUACAUUAAUCGAAAAAUAAAGCCUUCUUUUGAAAACGAAAGGCUUUUGUCUGAAAUUAUGCGCGUCAGUGUAAUGGAAUGUACUACGUUCGGUUAAUUGGAAAAACGCGAUGGGGGUGCGAGGUCAGUCGAGUGGUCUCCCUCCACUAAUAGGUAGUUGUACGAUACGAUCUCUAAGAGCGGGCAGUAGGGUUAGGUUGUUACGGGCGGCUGGUCAGGCGGCGACGGCCCCGGCGCGAUACGCCGUGCGUGCACAUCUUCAGCCGGUGUCAGCCACCACAUGCCCGAAUAGUCAACAUGGGCUGCACUAGCAGCACCCCCAAUAUGGUCACAGCCAGUGCGGAUCCCACAGAUAAAACGAUUCAUUUUUCCAAAUACAUCGAAGACCAAAGACAUAUUGACGAUACAGUGAACCUUAUUAAUGAUGGAAAUGAAACAAUCGAAAAGGUGCUUCCCCAGUGUGAUACUUUAGCCGAAUCCAUACAAUUAGAUAGGAAUAAUAAAUCUUUGAUAGAUACUCCGAAUGUUCAAGUCGAAAAAGUUUCAGAUUUAUACGCAAACGGGCAUGUGAUAGACGUAGAUAAUACUCAGGUAGACCAUCAUGAUUCGCAAGUCGAAGACAAGCUGUCCUCACUGGAAGACGUCGUAGAAAAAGUUGUAGAAUUGUAUAUUGCAGACAAUACGAUAGAAGACGAGAUAAAUAUUCCUAAAGAUUUGUUUGAACAAUCCAAAAAUGUGGAUCACAGUAGCGUUCUAAAGAAUGAUGAAACACCUACAAAUUUUGAACGAAUACCAACCGAUUCAGAGACGAAACCAUCUAUUAUCGACAUCGACGAAUUAAUUGAAGAAAAGGUAGAAGAGUCGCUCAGUCCUAGCCAAUCGACGAGCAGCCGCGCCACUAGAUGGGAGGCUCUGGCAGACAUUGCGGCUGAGCUGCCUCCACAGCUUGCAGUUGAUCCCCUCACCGGGCAAAUAUAUGCACUUUCCAAAUAAAAUCAAAUAAUCAAUA
Molecule: messenger RNA, 1307 nt
Organism: Amyelois transitella
Lineage: Eukaryota; Metazoa; Arthropoda; Insecta; Lepidoptera; Pyralidae
Exons: 4
Coding region: 596-1291 (231 amino acids)
Source: RefSeq, a predicted model, not a curated record